ACUGCUGUUUCAAUUAUCACCUCUCUGCUCCUCCUCAGGAAGCCAGGAGCACGCACUCGCAUUACACCACAGGACCUGGGGAGGGUGAAGUCAUGUGUAAGUGUUGCUGCUUGUGGAGUGCUCGUGGAGCCCAGGAGAGCUGCUCUGCUGGAGGCACCACCCAAAGCGGGGAAAAACAACAACAACAACAGAAAUGGCUCUCACUUCCAUCUUCCAAACUCCUUCCAUCCUCUUCUCUCAUUGACAGAAACUACCGGGAAGCCAGUUGGGAAGAGAGUUUAUUUUGUAGGUUUCUAGCUCUUCAUGAUCAGAGGGGAAUAAUAAGGAAAGGCAUUUAUGGAGCUGAAGGCCAAUGGACAAGUUACUGGCCCAACUGUCUGAUAUGUUACUCUGGGCAAAGGAAAAUAUACAUAAAGACUUGGAGUUGGACAGUGGGUGCAUUUCAAGACAAAGACAUCAUCUCUUCCUGGUGUUUGAAGACCUUAGGUUAUUCUCCUUGAACUAAAGUGUAGGAUUUCCUCGACCUCUAGCUGAUCCCCCAGAUGGCUUGGAUGUCAUGCAGCUUGAGCGUCUGGCAUAUUGGGCAACUCUUUCUAGGCAACUUAAGGAUAAUCAAGACAUAUACAAAAGGUUUUUAUUUCACUACUCCAGAACUCAGAAGCCGACACAGCCAGUUAAAAGUGGGAUUCCUCCCGUGCACCCGUUAAUGCGCCUGGCCGCGCAGCUCGAAGACCGGAGGGUGAAAAGAUUUCCGCAACAGCGCGAUUCGGGGACUGCCACAGUGGAUUUCACCAAGAAGGUAUGGAAGCCCUGUGGAGAAGUGCUUGGAGAUGGGCAAUCUUGUCACCCCUUUAGAUCAUUUCUGGAAAGAACUGGUCUCACAGUAUGCCCCUGAAAAUCUUCUCUGAGGCUGAGCAUUUAAUUUCAGGUUUUCCUGAGCUUGUCCUGAGGCAGAGAGGACUCCCGGAGCAAUGCUUCUUGCUGUUUAUAUUUCAUCUCCAGCCUUGCAGAUGAGUCACCUGGACCCAUCUGUUCCUGAGGAUUUGCUUGAUGUGGCUCAGGGGCCCACAUGGCAGUUGUACAAACUUGGGGAGAGGUACUGCGAGUGCAUAAGCCUCGUAUACCAGCGCUUCUCCAAGUUGACCAUGAGUCAUCCAUACGUUGGGAUCUUGUUAAAAUUCUGACGGCUAGGGCCCAACUCCAGGUAGUCAGUAGGGACCUGAGAAUUUGCAUUUCUAACUAAGUCUCAGGUGUCAUUGACGCUUUUGGUCUGGGGACCACACUUUGAAAACUGCGGUCAUAGACAUCGUCAGACCUUUGGCACAAACUGGUUGCAUAAUGGUUUGUGUUUUUAUGUUGCAGGAUCACACUGCCACCCGGGGACGACCAUUUUUCCUUUUCAGGGUAUAGCAUUUCUCUUUCUCUGUUUUUAACCCCAGUUCCCUCCUGCCACACAAUUAUGGAUUCCUCCAGAAUGAGCACAGCCCAGCACCCCAUGGCAAACUGGUGAAUAAUUAUGGGGACUCUCUCAUCCUUUCCUUAGGGGUGAAUUUCAAAGUCUCCUCCUAGAAACCUGAUGUUUAUGAAAGAAAGGGUGCAGAAGGACAUAGGCUGAGAGAACCAGAGCUCUGGGAGCGUGGGUGGGAGGCAGGAAUGCUGCUGUUGGACAGACACGGGGGCCAGCCAGAAUUGGCAUCUGUGUCCCUGAGCAUGAAGGUCCAGGAUACGUGCCCCCAAAUAGUGUAGGCGCCAUGCCCUCCUCCUUCCCUGGGGUCUCCGAGCCUCCUGCUAAGGUCACAGAAUCAGAAACUGUC
Molecule: messenger RNA, 1814 nt
Organism: Leptonychotes weddellii (Weddell seal)
Lineage: Eukaryota; Metazoa; Chordata; Mammalia; Carnivora; Phocidae
Source: RefSeq, a predicted model, not a curated record